Molecule: messenger RNA, 1354 nt
Organism: Austrofundulus limnaeus
Lineage: Eukaryota; Metazoa; Chordata; Actinopteri; Cyprinodontiformes; Rivulidae
Gene: p2rx3a
Product: purinergic receptor P2X, ligand-gated ion channel, 3a
Exons: 12
Coding region: 133-1338 (401 amino acids)
Biological process (GO): response to ATP; calcium ion transmembrane transport
Cellular component (GO): plasma membrane
Molecular function (GO): extracellularly ATP-gated monoatomic cation channel activity; purinergic nucleotide receptor activity; ATP binding
Source: RefSeq, a predicted model, not a curated record
ACACCAUCACACUCAUGUGUUGAAGCUGAAGAACAACGCCAAAGAAGAAGAGAACAGUCUUUGCAUUUAAAACCAGGAGAAGCUCUCUUUGUGGCUCAGAAGUUUGAAGUUUUGGAGGAAGAGUUGGUCAACAUGUCAGCAGUGGUGGGCUGUGUUACUGGCUUCUUGACCUAUGAAACCACCAAGUCUGUCGUGGUGAAGAGCUGGUCUGUGGGGAUCACUAACCGAGUCGUGCAGCUGGUCAUCAUCACAUAUUUUGUUGGCUAYGUCUUCCUGUAUGAAAAGGCGUAUCAGGUGAGUGACACGGCCAUCGAGUCAUCGGUUAUAACCAAAGUCAAAGGUUUUGGUAAACUUAAUGACCAAGUGAUGGAUGUGGCCGAUUACAUCUACCCUCCUCAGGGUGCAGGCAUGUUCUGCAUCAUGACCAGAGCCAUCCUAACGGAUAAUCAGUUCCAAGGUCGAUGUGCAGAGACUGAUAAAAAAUUUGCAUGCGAGACAGAUGAGGACUGCGCUCAACAUGUUGGCUCUGUUCUCUCCAAUGGUAUGAUGACAGGCAAUUGUUAUAAAUCCUCGAAUGAAUCAAAAGGUAUGUGCGAGAUUGAAGGAUGGUGUCCGGCAGAGAACGACAACGUCAAYGUAGAACCAAUGGAUUUAAAAAACUUCACCAUCUUCAUCAAAAACAGCAUUCGAUUCCCACUCUUCAACGUCACCAGAGGAAAUUUUCCUCCUACGAUGGAUAUAAAGAACUGCACAAACAAUGAGAAGGAUCCCUUCUGUCCCAUCUUYCGGGUGGAGGACGUGCUGAAGAAAAUCCAGCGUGACUGGACUCAGCUGGCAGUGAAGGGUGGAGAAAUAGGAAUAAACAUCGAGUGGCAGUGCAACCUGGAUGAAAACAUUGAGAAAUGUGUUCCCAAGUACUCUUUCAGUAGACUGGAUGCUCCUUUUGAAAAAAACAAGAUCUCUAAAGGGUACAACUUCAGAUAUGCCAAAUAUUUCAAGACACAGAAUGGGACUGAAUACAGAACCCUUCACAAAGUUUACGCAGUCCGGUUUGAUAUCAUGGUUACCGGCAAAGCAGGAAAGUUCAGCUUAGUCCCGACAGUGAUCAACAUCGUUGCUGCGUUAACCUCCAUUGGGAUGGGAACAGUUCUCUGUGAUAUUAUCUUACUGAACUGCUUGAAUGGAGCAGACCGAUAUAAAGCUAAGAAGUUUGAAGAGGUGAUAGAGGACCAGACAACACAGACCGUCUCUCCAAGUCCAGACAGUCAGCUCUCACUCAAACCAGGAAUGAAAAGUUCCUGUGACUCCGGAGCCAUUUCCCUCUCCAUGUCUGACUGAGAGCAUCAAUGGGGGG